Messenger RNA from Gongylonema pulchrum, 1119 nucleotides. The record is from the annotation of a GenBank genome assembly. Lineage: Eukaryota; Metazoa; Nematoda; Chromadorea; Rhabditida; Gongylonematidae.
AUUCCGGGCUUACCCUACGGUAUUUGCACAAUCACACUGCUAACCGAAGGAGGCCAUCAGUCGCUGCAUCACUUAUGCGAGGAUGUAUCGGUGCCGCUCUCAAACGAAGCUCAGUUUCGCUUAUCGGAAUUCCGGACGAGAACGGGCGACGGCUACCCAGCCUGGUUUAUCGAGCUGAGAAAUCGUUUGCUGCAAGAAGGCUAUGGCGACACUCCUGGUGCAGUGGAUUUGAAUGUAACAAGCGAUGCGCAGAGAACACAUCGAAGGACCGUUUCGGAUAUCCCGAUCUUUGAUGACGAUGAUAAUGAAUCCGUUGAGACAUCAUCGCUGGAUUCACUGGAACACGAAGUAGUCGAAACACUACAGUAUAUGAUCGAGUGCAUUUGUGCGGAGGAAGAAAGUGAGCUGGAAGCGCAGCACUUUUUCAGUGAUGAGCGAACCAGCUCAUCGUAUUCGCAGCCAACGUUGAUCACUGAUAGUCAGCUUAGUUCUAGCGAAUUUACUGAAAAAGAGCAGUCAUCUGGAUCGUCAGCGAGUGCAUCACAAGAGAAUGCAGUGGAGCGACCACCGGCCCAAUCUGUUUCUUCCUCCAAAUCCUUGGAAAAUGGCAGCUUGUCGAUUUCGGAAAACGUGAAGCGUGCUAGGGGUCACAGAAGACAGGAUUCUCUUCAGGAAAGCAUUUUCUCGAUGUCUGCUCAGGAACUCAAGUUAUUCGAUACAUCGGAAUUACCGCGUCUGGAAGCAACUGGUGAUGGGGUGCAACCACUGUGCCAUGAGCUACACGCCCAUAUGCUGCUGUAUGUCGAAAGUGGACGAACAGUUGAUUUAGCACGAUCCGAGAAAGUUUUCCGCAUGCUCAUUGCACUGAUGCGUGCACAACGCGGUUACCUGGCUUCCAGACUAAUCAUUAGUUGUAUGGUUUCCUCUGGUACUGCAUCACUACCGAAAAUGGCGUCGAGCACAACAUCUGGUCAGCUGAUGGAUCUUCUUACGCGCCAUAUCCGUGCGAUAUUGGGACAGGACUUUUGGUCUUCUGAAUUUGAUAACACCACUGCAACGGAUUCACUAAAAAAUAAACAUUACACGUUUCUUGAACUUUUUAUGACUGUAAGUGUAUAA